Loa loa (African eye worm) is the source of this 2946-nucleotide messenger RNA. Its product is annotated as thrombospondin type 1 domain-containing protein. Lineage: Eukaryota; Metazoa; Nematoda; Chromadorea; Rhabditida; Onchocercidae. The coding region runs from base 1 to 2946 and encodes 981 amino acids. The record is from RefSeq and is a predicted model, not a curated record. The transcript is spliced from 16 exons.
AUGUUUUAUUAUUUGCAUGAGCGAGAGAAGGAUCAUAUUUGUUAUCUGUUCAGCAAAAAUAGCAUUGAUCAAGAUGUUGUUUUGGUACCAGAAAAACCGAUGAAAAAAUUGGAUAUGAUACGAUCGUUGGAAAUCGUAGCUGACUGCCAUCAAUUCGAUCCUUUCCCACCCCUCUUCACUGAUUUCACCGCAUCUACCGAUGGAGUAUCGAAAAAGAAACGAGAUGUUGGCUACGGUAGACCAAUUGAAGCUACCGGUUCAUGGUCAGCAUGGUCCGAAUGUUCGCCACGAACAGGGAGACAAGUUCGGUCGCAACCAUGCGAAUAUGGUCGUAACAUUCAGCGCCGACGAUGCUCCAGUCGCAAUUUUUAUCACGCAUUAGGUUACGGUGCUAAAAUUACUGGUUAUGCUCCAACUAUAGAUAUCAGUAUAUCAUAUCCACCGUAUCCAUAUCAACAUCCUGAUAUUAGAUCUGACGAAUAUAAGAAAAUAAUGAGUAUGCAUAGUGAACAAAUGGCACGAUCAUGUUGCUAUUGGCAAGAUUAUUUCCAACAAAAGUCCAUAAAUAUGACCAUUGGUCAGAAAACGCAGAUUCAGCAACAACUUGGAAUUGGAAAUGGAUGUCCAACAACAUGUCCAACUUCUACCCAGUCAAAACUUCAACCAUCAGUUUAUUAUGGUCAAGUACGACCGCAACUACCCAUUUAUGGUCAAAUACAACCUCAACCACCAGUUUAUGGCCAAGUGCAACCUCAAGCACCAACUUAUGGUCAAGCACAACCUCAGGAACCAGUUGAUGGUCAAGCGCAACCCAAAUCAUCACUUGAUGGUCAAGUACAACCUCAAGCACCAGUUUAUGGUCAAGUACAACCUCAAGUACCAGUUUACGGUCAAGUACAACCUCAAGCACCAAUAAGCGUAUGGUCAAGCUGGUCAGAAUGGUCAUUUUGUUCUGCAACAUGUGGAAUUGGUAUGAUACAACGAUAUCGUAUUUGUAAUGAAGGAGAAUGUAAAGGUGAAAAUGUCGAAUGGCGUAAAUGUCAUCAAGUUGUCCCAUGUGUAGCAAGCUGGGCUGAUUGGACUUCAUGGAGUAUUUGUAGUGUAACAUGUGGAAUAGGUGAAAAGACACGAUCACGUUACUGCUAUCUUGGUAUGGGUUACUGUACCGGUUCCGAUCAUGAGAUAAUACAAUGUGAGACGGUACCAUGCCCAGGAUGGGGUCAAUGGGAAUCAUGGUCACACUGUUCAGUGACAUGCGGUACUGGUACCAAAAGGCGUUCACGUAUUUGUGAUGGCAAUAAUUGCAUUGGAGACGCUUAUCAAGAAACUUAUUGUCACCAAGAUGAAUGUGAGGAAUGGUCAGAAUGGCAGGAAUGGUCAGCUUGUUCGGUAUCAUGCGGAGAAGGGGUCAUCACUAGGGAACGUGUUUGCAUGGGACGGGAAUGCAUUGGUGAAAGUAGUGAGCAGAAUGUAUGCAUGGAACAGGCAUGCUCAACCUGGCAAGAAUGGGGUCAAUGGUCAGCGUGUUCCGCGAAAUGUAAUUUCGGAAUAUCAACGCGAAAACGUUUAUGUCAUGGAAUUUUCUGUCCCGGAAAACGAGUGGAAAUAAUGCCAUGUCAUGCUGGCCGAUGUAUGAUAUGGUCAGCAUGGCAAGAAUGGUCCGAGUGCUCGGUAACAUGUGGUAGCGGGAUGCAACAACGAUAUCGUACCUGUAUCGGUGCUGAUUGUCCAGGAAAUGCUGAGGACAUUCAGUAUUGUGAAACUGGAGUAAGCUGUCCACAAUGGACCGAAUGGACAGCAUGGUCAAAGUGUAGCCAAGAUUGCGGGAUUGGUGAACGGAUACGACAUCGAGAGUGCUUAUUUCUAGAUGGAUCAGCUGAUAGUUGUAAAGGUGAAAAAUCGGAAACUGCGGUAUGUCUCGAACGAUUGUGCUGUGAAUGGACCUCCUGGUCAAGUUGGACACCAUGUAGUCACAGAUGCGGUACCGGACAUAGUUCGCGAACAAAAAUGUGCUUAAGACUUGGCUAUGAACAGGAUGAUUCCAGCUGCACUGGUCAUUGUUAUGGUGAUGCUCGUGAGGAAAGGACUUGUAGAGAACAAAUUUCUUGUGCAACACCUACUUCGCUGCCAAUAUGUGUUCGCAUAACUGGCUAUGCACCAAGUUUACCUGGUACUGCUCUUGCACCUAGUCCAGGUGGACUAUGUCCAUCUGGUUAUGUUCCUGCACCUGGUGUUCCUGAUUACGUCCCUACACCUACUGCACCCGAUUACGCUGCUUUGCCAACUACCCCUAUGCACAUUCCUGCAACCGAUCUACCUGGUUACGUUCCUGCAUCUGUUACACCUGGUUACCCUCCUGCAAUAAGUGCUUCUGGUUAUAUUUCGGUACCUGGUACACCAGAUUACGUUACUACACCAAGUGCUGCCGGUUAUAUUCCCCCAGCAAGUAUUCCUGGCUACUUUUCUGCACCUGUUACACCUGGUUACGCUGCUUUGGCAACUGCUCCUGCUGACAUUCCUGGACCCGACACACCUGGUUACGUUCCUGCAUCUGUUACAUCUGGUUACACUCCUGCAAUAAGCGCUUCUGGUUACGUUUCGGUACCUGGUACACCAGAUUACGCUGUUGCAUUACAUGCACCUGGCUACGUUUCUCCACCAAGUGUUCCAGGUUAUGUUAUACCACCAGGUGCUCCUGGUUAUGUUCCUUCACGAAUUGCUUCUGCUUACCUUCUUGCGCCUUCCCGUUACGCUAUGCCAGCUAAUAUCUUCAUCGAAAUCAGAUGUCAAUGGGCUGAGUGGUAUCAGUGGUCAGCAUGCCAACAAACAUGUCAUCACCAUGUUAAACGUCGAUUCAGGCAUUGCAUUGGGGAAGAAAAUUGCACAUGCAGUGGUAGUGCACGGGAAGAGAUGAAUUGUUUACUGCCAGCGGAAUGUAAAAAUUAA